Molecule: messenger RNA, 462 nt
Organism: Drosophila takahashii
Lineage: Eukaryota; Metazoa; Arthropoda; Insecta; Diptera; Drosophilidae
Source: RefSeq, a predicted model, not a curated record
UAUUAAUUCCAAUGUAUUAAAAUGUGCUGCAAUGCAAACCACCGGUACUGUUCCAUCUUUAUGGGAGUGGUGGCAAUUUUUGUAGGAUGUUUGGAAAUAGGAUUCCAGUGCAGCGAUCUAGCUGCUGUGAAUUGGAGUACCGAGGAUUAUUGGAAUCGCUGGAAGAUAGCGGCAGUUGUGUACUGGAUUAUCUUAAUGAUAUCCGCAGGUCUUCUCAUUUUGGGCGCAAUAAUAAAAAACCGCGUUUUGUUGCUGAUCUGGAUAUUAGCUUCAUUGCUUUGCGGAGUGGCUCUAAUUAUGUUGAAAAUAGUAUUGUUUGCAUGCCAUUUCUUUAGGGACAAAGAUGUAGAGCAACUACUUCUUUUUGGCAGCCUAACGAUAUUUUAUAUUUUCCUUAUAUUUUUGUUCGUGUACUUCCCUUAUGCAUAUAGGCGUGAACUCCAAGAAGAGCAAUACGAAUAA